Molecule: messenger RNA, 2505 nt
Organism: Olea europaea var. sylvestris
Lineage: Eukaryota; Viridiplantae; Streptophyta; Magnoliopsida; Lamiales; Oleaceae
Product: putative wall-associated receptor kinase-like 16
Exons: 3
Coding region: 97-2337 (746 amino acids)
Biological process (GO): cell surface receptor signaling pathway; protein phosphorylation
Cellular component (GO): plasma membrane
Molecular function (GO): protein serine/threonine kinase activity; ATP binding; calcium ion binding
Source: RefSeq, a predicted model, not a curated record
UAGUCAAGAUAAGAUGUUUGUGGCUUUGGAAAUCUAUACGAGCAAACGUGUUUAUAUAGUUCGUGGGUUGGAGUUCGGUUAGACUACAAAAGAACCAUGGGAUUGCAUUUGCAUUUGCUGCAAGCCAAACUACUUGCGUCAAUUCUGCUUUUAUCUGUUUCUACUCAAGCAAAUUUCGAAAUAGCAAAGCCAAACUGUAUGGAUCGUUCUGGAAAUAUAAGUAUUCCCUUCCCUUUCGGCAUGAGCGAAGGCUGUUACUUUAACAAAUCAUUCUUAGUCACUUGUAAUGACACCCACUAUGAUCCACCAGAACUAUUCUGGACGGACACAUGCAUAAAUAUCACAAGCAUAACCCUGGAGGGCCAAUUGCGUGUUUUGCAAUUCAUAGCAAGAGACUGUUAUUCUCCGGAUGGCAUCAGAGUGUCAUAUCGAAGUACCUCUUCAAGAGUGCCCUUUAGAUUCAUGGUCAAUAAUAUUGCCAAUAAGUUCGUUGUCGUUGGUUGUGAUACUUAUGCUUAUGUAUUUGGGCGCCUGGAGAAUCGGAAAUAUCAGAUAGGGUGUAUUUCCCUAUGUGACAAGAAGGAUGAUCUAGUCAAUGGCUCAUGCUCUGGUUUAGGCUGUUGCCAUAUACCUAUCCCAAAACAGGUGCGGACAGUUAAUGUGACAUUGGGUAGCUUUGAUAAUUUCACAAAUGUGUCGGACUUCAAUAAUUGUGGCUAUGCUUUUCUAGCUGAGGAAAGUGCAUUCAAUUUCUCCGCAAGUAGUCUUUUCGACUUGAGGAAUGUGAAAAAGCUUCCAAGGGUGGUUGACUGGGUAGUUGGAGAAGGAACUUGUGAGGAGGCUCGAAAUAACAUUUACAGUUAUGCAUGUAAAAGUGAGAAUUCCUAUUGUUGUGAACCUGAUAAUGGUUAUGGGUAUCGUUGUUAUUGCCAGAAAGGUUAUGAAGGAAAUUCGUACCUCGAUUACGAUCGCGGCUGUAAAGACAUUGAUGAAUGUAAGGAUCAAAGCGUCCAUAAAUGUGUGAAGAAAUGUGAGAACACACCAGGGGGUUUUAGGUGUGUGUGCCCUAAAGGCUACCAUGGAGAUGGUAAAAAUGAUGGACAAGGUUGCAUCCAUGGUCAAUCACUUGUCUUCGAAGUUGCUACAGGGAUUUCUCUAGGAAUCACUUUUAUUGUGCUUGCUAUCUGGUUGUUAUGCUCCGUACUCCAGGAAAAAAAGUUGGUCAAGAUGAGGUACACUUUCUUUCUUCGAAAUGGUGGACAAUUGUUGCAAGAAGAACUUACCCAAAGAGAACUGUCGCCAGAUGGAGCAAAAAUAUUCACUUUCACUGAGCUCAAGAAGGCAACAAAUGACUUCCAUGAUAAUAUAGUUGUUGGUCAAGGAGGCUUUGGCACUGUAUACCAAGGCUUCUUAUCAGAUAAUAGAAUGGUUGCCAUAAAAAAGUCGAAAGAAAUUGACGCAAUCCAAGUAGCGCAAUUUAUAAAUGAAGUGAUUGUUCUUUCCCAGAUCAAUCACAGGAAUGUUGUCAAGCUCCUUGGUUGUUGUUUAGAAACUCAAGCUCCUCUCUUAGUUUACGAAUUCAUCAACAAUGGCACCCUCUUUGAACAUAUACAGAACAAAGCAAAGGCACGUUCUUUUUGUUGGGAUAUGCGGUUAAGAGUAGCUGCAGAGGCUGCUGGAGCGCUUGCGUAUUUGCAUUCAGCGGCUUCUCCUCCAAUCAUACACAGAGAUGUCAAAUCAACAAAUAUUCUUUUAGACACUACUUUCACGGCCAAAGUUUCUGAUUUUGGAGCAUCAAGAUUGGUUCCUAUUGAUCAAACUCAAUUAUCUACUGUGGUGCAAGGAACUUUUGGAUAUUUAGAUCCUGAAUACAUGCAAACAAACCAAUUGACAGGAAAAAGUGAUGUUUAUAGCUUUGGAGUAGUCCUGGUAGAGUUACUAAUGGGGAAGAUGGCAUUGAGUUAUGAUAGACCAAAGGAGGAGAGAUGUUUAGCCAACUAUUUUCUCUCAAAAUUGAAGCAAAGCAACUUAUUCCAAGUUCUUGAUGAUAAUAUUGUAUGUGAAGGAAAUAGUGAGAAGUUAACAUCAGUUGCUAUGCUUGCGAAAAGGUGUUUACAUGUUAAAGGGGAGGAUAGAUCUAGUAUGAAAGAAGUAGCUAUGGAACUUGAAGGUCUGAGAUUAGCAGGAAAACAAUCGUGGAACCAAAUAGAACCCAUUGAAGAAGAGUCUGAAUCCCUGCUUUCUAGGAAAAUGAAUGCCUUUGCAAUUGCAAAUGGUGAGGGCAGUAGCACAGCUAUUGGAUAUGAUAGCAUGAGGGAUCAUAUUAGUGGGAGAUAGUGUGUAGCAUAAGGAGUGAGAUCAUAUAGUAUUGGCGAGAUUGGCGUUAUAGUUGUCGAGUUAAUUUAUGAUUUUAUCUUGUGUUAGUUUCCUUAUAUGUGAACUAAGGAUGUGGAUGAGAUUACAAUAUUGGACUUGCAAGAUUGGCAAUAUUAAUGUAGUUGAUAC